Messenger RNA from Lindgomyces ingoldianus, 615 nucleotides. RefSeq lists its product as uncharacterized. Bases 1 to 615 code for a protein of 204 amino acids. NCBI's taxonomy places the organism in Eukaryota, Fungi, Ascomycota, Dothideomycetes, Pleosporales, Lindgomycetaceae. The transcript has 5 exons. The record is from RefSeq and is a predicted model, not a curated record.
AUGAACUGGGAUAAGCUCCACCUUCCCAUUCAGCAUGUACACGACGAUAUCAAAGCCGUCGGUGUUUGGAAUAGGUGCGACUUUCAUCUCCGAUCCCCCUCCUGUUACGAAUGUCAUCUUGACAGCCGGGCCCUUUCUCCUUUGCCUCUCAAUAACAUUCAUUGCUCUGGUGGUAAUGUGAUGCUCCUUUAUUCAGCUAUGUUUCUGGUAAAUGGCGCGUUCAAUUAUAAGCAAAGAAUGAUCGCCGUACAUAUAUGCGACGAUGGUUUUCGGAAGCGACAGCGUGACUUUCUUAAGAGCCGAUGGAGAACUUGUCCUCUUGCGCUCCAUUGGAGACAGUUCUUCAUCUUGCAGAUGCUUCUUGAAUUAGUCCUAUAUUAUGUCCAUCCAACAGCCUCAAUUUGCUCUGGGUGUGGGCUGAGAAUGUUUGAUAUUUAUCCAAGGCUGGAGAUCUAUAGCCAUAAGACUGCUGAUGAAUUGUGUACUAAUUUCUCCCGCGGAAGACACCAGCUGAGCUUUGGUGUAUCUCUGUGUCCCUCGAUAGUAUUCGAUCAGUGUGUCCAGACGUUCAAAUGUUUACUCUCUCGUUACCAUUUGAAAGGCAAUCUCUCAUAG